GGAACAUUGUGGAGGUAUUGGCUACAAAGGAUUAUCCAGUUUCAUCGAUAGGACUCUUCCAAUUUUGAGAUAAUUUCAACCUGACCUGAUCAGACUGCAGACGUAACAAUAAUGGGUGAAUUUCUGGUACCUUUGAGGACCCUCGCAGACUUAGAGGAUGCCAAGAGGGCUGCUCGGGUCAUCAACGAUCACUCGCUGGCCAAGAUGGUCACAAGAAAGAGAAAGAUCCGAAAGUCUAGGAAGACGAUAUUUCUGUCCGUGCUUUCCCGGAACAAGUUCGAGGAUACGUCUUCAUCACCAUCGUGCAAUCUAAGGGCAACUUCAGCCGAGAAUGCUCAAAGCAGUGAGAUCCAGCUGCUCGUGAGAAGCUCUUCAAGGUCACCUCUGUGUCUGCAGCUGUAUCCUUCCACCACUAUCUCAGCCUUGAAAGGAUUACUACAAGAAAAACUGGCAAUUGAACCAGACAAGCAAAAUCUAUUCACAAAGAGACAUCAUGAGCUUCGCGAUGAAUUCUCACUAAAGGACCAUGGGAUUGUCCGAGAUUCCAAGAUAGACUUACGCCUAGUGUCUGACUUGAUGAAUGGAAGCUAUCAACAUAAAUCAGCAGGUGAGGCUCUACAUAUAGGGUUACGCACACUAUCUGUAUGCAGAGCUGGCUGUCUUACAGACACCUUUCACGUCUCAACCUGCAGGGAAACAGAAGAGAAGAAGAAAGAGGCAGUCGGGCUGCAAAUCUUCAUCUGA
Patiria miniata (bat star) is the source of this 744-nucleotide messenger RNA. RefSeq lists its product as uncharacterized. The transcript has 5 exons. Gene Ontology annotation, molecular function: protein binding. The coding region runs from base 112 to 744 and encodes 210 amino acids. The record is from RefSeq and is a predicted model, not a curated record. NCBI's taxonomy places the organism in Eukaryota, Metazoa, Echinodermata, Asteroidea, Valvatida, Asterinidae.